Messenger RNA from Nicrophorus vespilloides, 913 nucleotides. RefSeq lists its product as uncharacterized. Gene Ontology annotation, molecular function: ribonuclease P RNA binding. The record is from RefSeq and is a predicted model, not a curated record. Gene Ontology annotation, cellular component: ribonuclease MRP complex; ribonuclease P complex. Bases 38 to 718 code for a protein of 226 amino acids. NCBI's taxonomy places the organism in Eukaryota, Metazoa, Arthropoda, Insecta, Coleoptera, Silphidae. The transcript is spliced from 4 exons. Gene Ontology annotation, biological process: tRNA 5'-leader removal; rRNA processing.
CUGUAAUAGAAGUUAAUUUUAUUAAUUAUUUAUCAACAUGGCUAAUUACAAUAAUAUAAAUGACGCACUAAAUGAGAAAUUACCGAUAGCUCAAUAUGGGGAACCAAUUUUAGAAGCUGAAAGUACAAUAACAGAUUUACUGUUUGAAACUGUACCAGAUUCUAUUGCAAAUGAAGUGGAGAAAAACCUAAGUAAAUGGUCAUUAAAACUAGAAAAGAUUAAGCCAGAGACACGUCAAAAAGUGAAUAUUAAGAGAAAGAAAUAUUUAACUAGAGAUGAGCGUUUAAAGAAUGGACUGCUUAAACUUCAAAAAGUUGGUUGGAAUUAUUCUCAGUUGGCUGAGAUGAGAUCCAUGUGGUUGACAUAUAUGAGAGACAAUCUGGAGGGCAUUCAUAAAUGUCCUGAACCCACAGACGCUGAAUGGACAAAUGUGUCAACAAUCCUUAGUAAAAGUGAGCUCACAGGAGCUGAUAUUACAGUGAUAAGAUCUACUGUUCCCAAUUUGAUUGGUACUCGAGGAACUAUAGUAUUGGAAACCAAAGCCACAUUACAAAUAGUUACACCAAAUAAUAAAUUAAAGAUUCUACUGAAAAAGCCUACUGUGUUUCAAUUUGUAUUGGACAAAUUUAAAUUUACUGUAUUUGGGAAACAUAUUGCAACAAAGCCAAGUGAAAGAAGUGUAAAGAAAAUUAAAACUUUGAUGCAUCCAGAUUUGUAAAUGUAGAAUAUUAUUGUAUAUUUUCUUUUCAUUAAAUAUAUAAGUUUAUUUGUUUGGAAAUCUAGGAUUGGUGUGACAGGGAUAAUAUCAAAUUGAAAUUAUUUAUAUACUGAGAUGAAUGAAUGGAGGAAAGUGGAAAGAAAUUAAAACAGCAAAAAUAUUUUUACCUAAAAUAUAAUAAUAAUAUAACUUAUA